This is a messenger RNA of Durusdinium trenchii, 315 nucleotides long. NCBI's taxonomy places the organism in Eukaryota, Dinophyceae, Suessiales, Symbiodiniaceae. The record is from the annotation of a GenBank genome assembly.
AUGGCAAGUGUUUUGAUGGAGAUGAUUUGUGGAACCCCGAUACCGGCCGAACACCCCGUGGACGUCGCUCCGUUUGAAGGGACACUCACUCAUGAAGAGGACUCCGGCAAGCCUGCGUCCGCAGCUUCGAGUUUCCCAAACCCGCGUCGUGGUGGACGUCUCGGUCAACGUCGCGGUCGUGUGCAGACCAACAGCGGGGAGCCUUUGCGACAAGAUUUGGUACACUCCGUGAAAUCAUUAUGGAAGUGGAUGGCAUGGACAGAUGGGCGAACGAUACCAAGCUUUCGCACCGAAAGCCACAUUUUCCUUCCGUGA